This is a messenger RNA of Helianthus annuus (common sunflower), 1917 nucleotides long. RefSeq lists its product as uncharacterized. NCBI's taxonomy places the organism in Eukaryota, Viridiplantae, Streptophyta, Magnoliopsida, Asterales, Asteraceae. The transcript has 2 exons. Bases 178 to 1776 code for a protein of 532 amino acids. The record is from RefSeq and is a predicted model, not a curated record.
CAUCCAUCCUUAAACUAAUAAAUUUUCCAGUUGAGUUGAAUUCCCUUCCAAGAAUUUCAUGACCAUCUCUUCCCCACAAAUCCCCCAUUAACAACCAACCUUUUCUUCACAUAAUGUGUGCCCUACAUUCCUAAAUCUAAACCCCCUUCACAUCUUCACUUCAAAUUAAAGAUUGAAAUGGGGGUUUUAGGCGAGUCAUGGUGUUUCUGUAACGGUGGAGGUAAGUCAGAGAGAACCAAAGGCUCUAUUUAUUCCGGCAAAGGUUCCGCAAUGGCCAGGAUUUCUACCGGCGGCAUGUUUUCCGGGACCGGAUUUCUUAUUCACCGGAACCUGUUGCUUACGACGCACGCUAUUCUUCCCUCCGUUGCUUCUGCUGAGGCUGCUGAGAUCCGGCUUUUAAACGCUGUCGGUGCCUCACUUUUUCCUCACAGGUUUUUCAUAACUAGCUCCGUUCUUGAUCUAACAAUAGUUGGUCUUGACACCAUGGAUGGAGACUCAAACAUGUCAAGUCAGCAGCCUCACUACUUGAAAACCUGUUCGAAACCGAGUCUAAACCUGGGUAGCGUGGUAUACCUUCUAGGCUACACCGAAAACAACGAGCUAACUGUUGGCGAAGGAAAGGUGGUUAUAGCCACUGACAACCUUUUAAAAGUCUGCACCGAUGGUGUAACAUGGAGCCCUGGCUCGGCGGGAUUUGAUUCACAUGGUAACCUUUCGUUCAUGGUUUGUGACCCUAUGAAACUUGCCACAUCACCAAACACGAAAACAACAUCUGCGUCAUCGUCUUCUUCGUCCUCGUGGAAGAAAGACCUCCCUAUGCAAUUUGGCAUCCCGAUUCCCGUUAUUUGCGAUUGGUUAAACCAGCAUUGGGAAGGCAAUCUGGAUGAUUUGGUUAACAAACCGAAACUACCCCUUAUUAGAUUAAUGUCAACGGGCCAAAAAAGUGAACAAUCGUGCACGUCAUUCUCCAUGCGACAAGUUUUCAAAACUACCGAACCCGAAAACGACCCGACAACUCCAUCCUCAGCAAAUGUGACGUCGAAAUUCAAAGAUCAACCCGGGCCUAGUUCUUCCCCGGUCACGAACAGUUGCCAGGAUGAAACACCGGCCCAUGAUCAGCCCACUCAUGUACAGGGAAUCCCGACACCCGAGAUAUAUGAAUCGCCGAAACUCACAUCCGGUCCGUUUAAGAAAACCAAAAGCACCCAAAUUCAGCUUUUGGACAUCAAUUUCCCGCCCAAGACUGCUAGACCGAUCAGGCCAGGGCCAACGCUGCCUGUUAAAAAACAAUCAAAUUCUAUUUCUAUAACCGAAGCUGAUACCACUUCAAUGAAUUCGAUAAACGGAGCCGAGAACGUGGCCCGGUCAUGUUCGUCCCAGGGCGAGGUGUCUGAGGGGCAAAAUGGGUAUAUCAGUGAAGGAGAGACCACAAUGUACUCAGCAGAAACAGCGGAGAGCCGUAACUACCCGAGCCCUAAAGGAGGGAGGUUAGGUCAGCAGCAGGUAGGGAGGAGCCAGAGCUGUGUGAACUACAACCGGUGGGGUCCGGUGCAGGCUAGCCCGGUGGCUCGUGGACGGUCACUUGAAAAGCAGAGAAGCUACAUGCAGCAGGGUAGAAAGGUGGUUUCACAAGGUGCAACAUCUCAGAGGAGUAAUGACUAUUAUAGCCCUACAGUGUCGUCAAUUAUGAAGAAAAGAAACAAUUUGGAGCAACAAUGGCCUAACAGGUCUCGUCGCCCAACCGCAGUUCAUUCCUCACCAAAAUGGGCGUUUUAAUGUUGUUUUAAGUUAAUAAUAAUGUUUUUUUUUUUUUUUUAUAUUUCUAAAUGUGCAGUUUGAGAUAAAGAUUCAAUAAUUUUUUUUUUUUGGGUUCAAAACUCAAAAGUAUGAAAAGGGCUAGAAGUGAUGUUGUAUUUC